Malus domestica (apple) is the source of this 1978-nucleotide messenger RNA. Its product is annotated as S-adenosylmethionine decarboxylase proenzyme-like. Gene Ontology annotation, cellular component: cytosol. Gene Ontology annotation, molecular function: adenosylmethionine decarboxylase activity. Lineage: Eukaryota; Viridiplantae; Streptophyta; Magnoliopsida; Rosales; Rosaceae. The record is from RefSeq and is a predicted model, not a curated record. Gene Ontology annotation, biological process: spermidine biosynthetic process; spermine biosynthetic process.
CCUUGGGCUUCAUCAACCUUCACGAAAACAACGAAGCACCGGUUUUUCAGCUCCCAAAAUUUUCGUGACCUCAGUCAUUUUUAGGUUUUCUGUGCGGUAUAAUUAGGGUUUGCAUUUCGCCGAUUCCUUAAGAUCUUCGCCUCCUUCGUCCCGGUUUUCAAAUCUUCAGGUGUUGAUAUUGAGAUUUAAGAAGGGGAAUUUUCGAAGGAGAUUGUAGAUUUGGUUUAGAUUAUUUGAAAAAAAAAAUUAAUUGAAAAUAACUGAAUGAGCUAAUGGAGUCAAAAAGGUGGCAAAAAGGAUUCUAGUAGUAGUAAAUCAUCAUUCUACGAAGCUCCCCUCGGUUACAGCAUUGAAGACGUCAGGCCUCACGGUGGAAUCAAGAAAUUCAGAUCAGCUGCUUACUCUAACUGCGUUCGAAAGCCAUCCUGACUUGUGUUAAGUCCCAACAUAACCCCGUGCGAUCAUUAAUACAGCAAUCUUACUCUAGUUAUUCUAGUCUAUUUAUUUUCCCUACUUCUCUCGCUCUCUCGUUCCCUCGCUUGUCAUUUCAUCUGCUGCUGCACCUCAUUUUCUUACUUAAAUCGAGAUGGCUGUACCGGUCUCUGCAAUUGGAUUCGAAGGGUAUGAAAAGAGGCUCGAGGUCUCUUUCUUCGAGCCUGGACUGUUCGCUGACCCUAAAGGCAUGGGUCUUCGUUCUCUAUCGAAAGCUCAAAUAGAUGAGAUUCUGACACCAGCUGAGUGCACCAUUGUUUCUUCACUGUCAAAUGAUGAUCUCGACUCUUACGUCCUAUCCGAGUCAAGCCUGUUUGUGUACCCUUACAAAGUGAUCAUCAAAACCUGUGGCACAACGAAAUUGCUUCGAUCAAUCCCUGCCAUCCUCAAGUUGGCUGAUACCCUCUCUCUAGCUGUAAAAUCUGUGAGGUACUCUCGUGGGAGCUUUAUCUUUCCUGGUGCUCAGCCCUCUCCUCAUCGUAGCUUUUCCGAGGAAGUAGCUGUACUUGACGGCCAUUUUAGCAAGCUUGGUUUGGCAAGCAAGGCAUAUGUUAUGGGAAGCCCUGACAAAACUCAGAAAUGGCAUAUUUACUCUGCAUCGGCGGAGCUGGCAAGCUUAUUGUGGGGUUCACGCCAAACAGGCCCGACCUACACACUGGAGAUGUGCAUGACCGGUCUAGACAGGAAGAGGGCUUCUGUGUUUUACAAAUCCGAUGCAAGUUCAGCUGCUGGUAUGACCGAAGAAUCUGGCAUCAGGAAGGUCCUCCCACAAUCUGAUAUAUGCGACUUUGAGUUCGAACCUUGCGGUUACUCCAUGAACUCAAUUGAAGGGAAUGCAGUUUCUACGAUCCACGUGACACCAGAAGACGGUUUCAGCUACGCUAGCUUUGAAACAGUGGGAUAUAAUUUCAAUGAUGUGAACUUGACCCUGCUGCUUUACAGGGUUCUGGAUUGCUUCAAACCAGCUGAGUUCUCUGUAGCCUUGCACACCACCAGCACCGCAGGCGAAGAUCUUGAUGCUAAGUGCCCUCUGGACUUAAGGGGAUACUGCUGCGGAGGAAGCAGCUAUGAGGGUCUAGGCCUGGGUGGUGCAAUCAUCUACCACAGCUUUGUCAAGGAUGAUUCUGGUUCGCAGUCUCCAAGGUCGAUUCUGAAGUGCUGCUGGAGCGAGGACGAGAAGGACGAGGAAGUUGAAGAGAUAGAUCUGGCCGAGAUCUAGCGUUCUAUUGUUCGUGUUUUUAGUAGUAAUAAAUAAAAGAAAAAACAAAUGUGACUAGGGGGUUAUGUUGCAAUUAUAGUAGGGUAUUAGUAUUAUGAUAUGCAGCUUGCUGUGUCGCUGCUGUUUUAGUUUUUGAUAUUGUCAAUAAACCGGAUCUCGGGUGGCAGCCGAGAUCCGUCGUCGUUCUCAGACUUCCUGGAUGCAGGAGUCUUUGGUGAUCUACCUUUUUUUCUCUCUAUAAGAUGAAUGUUAUUGUUAUCUACAUAA